This is a messenger RNA of Ostertagia ostertagi, 1032 nucleotides long. The record is from the annotation of a GenBank genome assembly. Lineage: Eukaryota; Metazoa; Nematoda; Chromadorea; Rhabditida; Trichostrongylidae.
AUGAAGGAACGCAACCCCGUAUACAUGGAGCCAGCGCAGCACGAAGAAAUGCCCAUUCUAAAUCGUGAAUCAAGCCUACCACGAGAAGGAGCGGUAUCUCCGAUGUUGGAACAUCCACGUCACCUCCUCGACCGUCGUCUUCACGUCGAUCCACGUCAUAUCCACAUCAUCUCCACGUUGCCCCGAUACCACAACGAGUGGUCUCCAUCAGUAUCGCUGAAAGAAGUCGCGUCAACCAGUCGCCCCGGAGCAGUCGCCUCACCAGUUGCCAGACCGAUCGCCUCAACUUGUGGAUCGCCUCGACUUGUGGAGACAACCAGUCGCCCUGCUGCCGCCGCUAGAGCCGAUACCCAUCGCAUCGUCAUAUGGAUCGACGUAGCACUGGGUGUGUCGCUGUAUGCUCCAGGAGCUGCCAUUGCCGGCGUGCCCCGGUAUACCCGUAAAUCAGCGGAAAUGAUGAAUGGAACCAACACGAGCUCUCCGAACACAACGGGAGCGAUAGCUUGCAUGCUCUCCAAACUGCGCUCUGAAAAUAUUCAGCGGACACCAUAUCGGGUUCGCCUCGCGUUGGAGAACACUGCUGCUGGAAGUGUGAACGAAGAAGCAUUUGGUGGAGGUUACGGUCUAGUCCAGGUGAAGUCAUCAAUUCCAGACAAUACCGGCACGUUUGAUCUCGCCAUGGAAAUUUCACUGCAAUCUGAAGGCGAAUUGUUGGAGUUUCCUCGUACGUUUUUGUUAACUGCUGGAGAAGGUCACUUUGUCGUGAAAGUCGAUCCAGCAGCUUUUUCGCGUGGAGAAUUUGCUUACACGAGGAAUAUAAGGCACAGAGAUAUAAUGGCUGAAGAAAUAUGUAAUUCGGACCUAUUUCAACGGUCAUGGAGGUGGGAGGGAGAUGGGGACGGUGGUACUAUGCGGAGGGAAGCAUUUAGAAAGAUUGUGGGACUGUGUGAGGACAACCACGACUUAGGUCCCCCGUUCCGCGUCCCAAUUACGGUGAUCAGCCCUGAAGAAGUUUCAAGCGAAAAUGAUUGU